Cuscuta campestris is the source of this 1157-nucleotide messenger RNA. The record is from the annotation of a GenBank genome assembly. Lineage: Eukaryota; Viridiplantae; Streptophyta; Magnoliopsida; Solanales; Convolvulaceae.
CGAGAUUCGGCGUUAAAACGCCUAGGAGACAAAGAGGAUGGGCCCCGCAAGUCUUCCAAGCUACGUCUUGGUCCUGAGAUGGGCCGGACUAGCGGAAUAGAAAGACUUGGUGGGAAUCGUCCUACCCAAUCACGGUGUUCUAGGGAAUCUGAGACGAUUCACCUGGACGAGGAAGAAGCUGAAAGCCAGCCCAGGGCAUCGGCGUAUACCAGGCUCUCAUACGAUGAGGAUGAUCUGGACAAGAUAGGGAGCGUGGCAAGAAAGCUACGUGUCCUGGAGGAAAAAGUGGAAGAGAAGGCGAGAACAAAGAAGUAUACCCUGGCCAAAUCUCCCUUUUCAGCCAGGGUACAUGCGCAAAAACUGAGGCGGAAGAUCAAGCUGGACGUGGAGAAGUUCACUGGAAAGGAGGAUCCGAAUGUCCACCUUGAUACCUUCCACAAUGCAGCACAGAUGGCCGGGUGCACUGAUGCUGAAGAGUGCCUGCUCUUCUUCUCAUCCUUGAGAGGGAGACCGGUGGAAUGGUUUAACGGCCUUCCCCAUGGCAGGAUUGGGUCCUUUGAGAAACUUGCCGAGGUUUUUCGCAAGAAGUACCAGGACAACUGCAUAAAGAGAAAGAAGUUCACCUACCUACACACAGUAGGACAAAGGGAGAAGGAGUCCUUGACUCAAUUCUUGACGCGCUGGAGGGAUGAGGUCGAUAAAGUAGAAGAGAUAGACGAUAAGACGGCCAUGUCUUUGCUGAUGAAUGCCUUCCGGUCGGGUGACCUCUACACCGAAUUUUGUAGAAGGCCACCCUCCUCUUAUCAAGAAGCCUAUAAUACAGCAUGGGAGUAUGCCGAGGCGGAGGUCCUGAACAAGAGCAAGCAGGAGCUGGAGGAAAGCUAUACAAAAGUGAAAGCCGAGAAGCCGAAGAAGGAUGACUAGACAGGAGGGUCUAAGCCAAGGGCCACAUAUGACGGGUCAGUCCACCAAAUUAGGGAUGAGAGGAAGGGAGAACAACCUAAGCGGCCUUGGACAGAGAAGUGGUGUACCUACCACCAAUCUGACUCCCAUAACACGGCGGACUGCCGAAACGUUAGGGCUAUGCUCAAAGAGAUGAUCUUGAGAGGGGAAUUGGAUGAAGUACUCGUUACGGGAAAUCAAAGAGGAUCAGGGAA